UAUGCAUGCAAAGUAAGAGAAAAAAGCAGCUGGCAACACUGAUUUGACUUAUUUUAAUAUUGUCUGAUAUAUUGAUGCAUUUCAUUAUAAAAAUAUUACUUUCACGUAAUUGUUUAAAUAUCUGUGAUACUGAAAAAAAAAUCUUUUGACUGUGAUGCUGUUUCAAAUUAGUUAUUAUUAUAGAUUACUUUUUGAAUGAGAUCGGACGCGUUUGGUACGAAUUGAUUCCAUCCAAUAUGGCGGAUUCUAUAAAAUUUUCAAAAGUUGUUUACUGUGGGUUAUCCGGCUGUUAUGUUUGUACAUUUUAAAGGUCAUUUAUGUUUUAAACAACACAGUGUAACGCCGUGUAGUUGAGUGUGUUUUGUGAACCGUCUAAUGAAGACCUUUCUAUUAAGAAAAUUACAUUAUAUUUUGAAGUGUUGUUAACGCAGACUGGUGUAAUAAGUGCAGUGUAGUGUGUUUUCUGUUCCAUAAUGAAGACAUUACGUCAGUAGUGAAAUCGCCCGCGAUGUCACAAUAUGAGCGGUCGCGAUGAGCCUGCCGCGCCACCCGCCCCCGGCAUCGCUCUGCAACUCAUGGGUGUGGAGCGCGUCGGCGCUCAGGGCGGCGGCGCCAGCGCGCUCAAUGGCGGGCCGCCCCCCCUCCCCGCGCCGCCCGCGCUCUCCCCGCGCUCCCCGCGCGACGAGCCGCCGCGCAAGCGCGCCAAGCUGCCCGACGACGCCGCCGCGCUGCGCCGCCGCAUCCUCGACUGCGAGCUGCAGCGCCUGAGGAACCUGCGCGACCGGUUCACGGAGCAACUGAGCGAGCUGUACUUCCUGCAGGCCGGCGGCAACAUGAUGGACUACGCCGUGUGGCGCAAGCGGCCGCCGGCGCCGCAGCUGCUCGCCUUCCUGGAGGCGCGGCGGCCGGCGGCGCUGAGCGCGGCGCCCGAGCCGGCGCCGGCCGCGUCGCCGGCGGACGAGAUGGUGGAGAAGGCCAAGCAGGAGGCGUACGUGGCGGGGCGCGUGGCGGAGCUGGCGCGGGCGGGGCUGUGGGCGGAGCGGCGCCUGCCGCGCGUGCUGGAGCCGCCGCGCACCAAGUCGCACUGGGACUACCUGCUGGAGGAGAUGGCGUGGCUGGCGCAGGACUUCGCGCACGAGCGCAAGUGGAAGAAGCAGGCUGCUAAAAAGUGUGCUCGAGCAGUUCAAAAGUAUUUCCAAGAUAAAGCUAUAGCAGCACAGAAAGCAGAAAAAGCUCAAGAAAUACAGCUUAGAAAAAUUGCUGCUUUUGCAGCUAAGGAAAUAAGAACAUUUUGGUCCAAUGUAGAAAAGCUGGUGGAGUGGAAGCGAGUGCGGCGCGUGGAGCGGGCGCGCAAGCAGGCGCUGGACGAGCAGCUCAGCUACAUCGUCGACAAGACCGAGCGAUACUCGCGCCAGCUCGCCGCCAACCUCGCCGCGCCGCCGCCCGACGACGACUUCACGCCGCGCGGCGCCUCCGACGACGACGAGUCCACCAUCGCCGCCGCCGAGCGCGACGCGCCCGCCGACCACGCCGCCGAGCUGGAGGCGCUGCGCCGCGACUCCAGCGCCCCGCUGCGCGACCUGCUGCCGCCCGGCUACCUGGCGCAGUCGCCGCCGCCCUCCGACUACGGGCCCGACGCCGACGACUCCGCCGACGACGAGCGCUCCAUCGCCGCGCAGGAGCGACGCGAGCGCGGCGACGCCGGCGCCGAGCUGGCACAGCUGCGCCGCGACGCCGACCUCGGCCUGGACGAGCUGCGCCGCCGCUACGCGCAGCCGCCGCGCGACGCCGAUUCCUCGCCCGCGCGCUCCGCCGACUCCUCCUCCAGCGACAGCUCCGACUCGGAGUCGGACGCCAGCGAGUCGUCGGCGGCGUCGGAGGCGCUGGAGGCGCUGAUGGAGGAAGCGCCGGCGGCGGACGCGGCGCCGGGCGACGCGUCGGAGCGGCGCGUGGAGGCGGCGGCCGUGCUGGCGGCGUCGCUGCAGCCCACGGGCACCACGCUGUCGGAGACGGCCGUGGCCACGCCGGUGCCGCGGCUGCUGCGCCACGUGCUGCGCGAGUACCAGCACGUGGGGCUGCACUGGCUGGCCACCAUGUACGCGCGCGGCCUGAACGGCAUCCUGGCGGACGAGAUGGGGCUCGGCAAGACGGUGCAAACCAUCGCUCUGCUGGCUCACCUGGCGCAGGAGCGCGGCGACUGGGGCCCGCACCUGGUGGUGGCGCCCACCUCCGUGGUGCUCAACUGGGAAAUGGAGUUCAAGAAGUGGUGUCCCGCCUUCAAGAUUCUCACUUACUACGGCACUAUAAAGGAACGCAAGAUGAAACGUGUCGGGUGGACUAAAGCGAACUCUUUUCAUGUGUGUAUAACCUCGUAUAAACUCGUAGUGCAGGACCAUCAAAGUUUUCGAAGAAAACGUUGGAAAUAUUUGAUUCUCGAUGAGGCACAGAACAUUAAAAACUUCAAAUCUCAAAGGUGGCAGAUGCUAUUAAAUUUUCAAACAGAGAGACGACUGUUGUUGACCGGCACGCCGCUGCAAAACAGUUUGCUGGAACUGUGGUCGCUGAUGCACUUCCUCAUGCCCGACGUGUUCGCCUCGCACUCUGAGUUCCGCGAGUGGUUCAGCGAGGUGGCCGGCAUCGCCGACGGCUCCAACCGCUACAACGAGGCGCUGGUGCGGCGCCUGCACGAGGUGCUGCGUCCCUUCCUGCUGCGCCGCCUCAAACAGGACGUCGAGCGUCAGAUGCCGCGCAAGUACGAGCACGUGCUGCUGUGCCGCCUCUCCAAGCGCCAGCGCUUCCUCUACGAUGACUUCAUGUCGCGAGCCAAGACCAAGGAGAGCCUGGCGUCCGGCCAUCUGCUGAGCGUCAUCAACGUGCUCAUGCAGCUGCGUAAGGUGUGCAACCACCCCGACCUGUUCGAACCGCGGCCCGUAUCCUCGCCUCUGCAGGAGCCGGGCCUGCGCCUCGUCGUGCCCGCGCUGGCGCUGCUGGCCGGGCCCGCCGAGCGCGUGGAGCUGGCCGCGCGCCUGGGCGGCGACCUGGCCUCGCUCGAGCUGGCCGGCGCCGGCGCCUUCGCCGCGCACCGCGCCCGCCACCUCGCGCCGCCGCGCCGCCUCGUGGAGGAGCUCUGCGCCGCGCCCGCCCGCGCCUCGCCGCCGCGCGUGCCGCCCGCCGGCCUGCGCCUGCACCUGCGCCUCGUGCCGCGCGCGCCGCCGCCGCCGCACGCCGCGCCCGCGCCCGCGCCGCCGCGGCCGCGCGUGGCGCCCGCGCCGCCCCGGGCCGCGCCGGCGGCGGGCGCGGCGGCGCGGCUGGCGGCGCGGCGGCAGGCGUGCGCGCGGCGGCUGGCGGCGUGCAACGAGCGGCGCUGCUGGCGGCUGCCGCUGUACGGCGCCGACCUGCGCGCGGCGGUGUGCGCGGGUCCGGCGCCGCUGUCCGCGCGGACGGUGACGGACGUGCUUUCGGACCUGCGUGACCUUAUCGAUAGGUUCUGCGUGUGCUGUUGUGGCGUACGCGCUGGCGCCGCGACGCUGGUGGCGGGCGCGGGCGCCGGCGCCAGCGCGUGGCGCCGCGCGGCCGCGGGCGUGGAGCGGGCGGCGGCGGCGCCGGCGCGGCGGCUGCUGGCGCUGCUGCACGCGCCGGCGUCGCGGCUGGCCGUGGCCUUCCCGCACCCGCGCCUGCUGCAGUACGACUGCGGCAAGCUGCAGACGCUGGACGCGCUGCUGCGGCGCCUGAAGGCGGCCGGCCACCGCGUGCUCAUCUUCACGCAGAUGACGCGCGUGCUGGACGUGCUGGAGGCGUUCCUGUCCAUGCACGGCCACGCCUACCUGCGGCUGGACGGCGCCACGCGCGUGGACCGCCGGCAGCCGCUCGUGGACCGCUUCAACGCGGACCCGCGUAUCUUCGCGUUCAUCCUGUCGACGCGCAGCGGCGGCGUGGGGUUGAACCUGACGGGCGCGGACUCGGUCGUGUUCUACGACUCGGACUGGAACCCCACGAUGGACGCGCAGGCGCAGGACCGCUGCCACCGCAUCGGCCAGACGCGCGACGUGCACGUGUAUCGCCUCGUCACCGCCGCCACCGUCGAGGAGAACAUCCUGCGCAAGGCGGAGCAGAAGCGAGCGCUCGGCCACCUCGCCAUCGAGGACGGACACUUCACCACCUCCUACCUACGCUCGGCCAACAUCAAAGAACUAUUCGGUUCCGAGGCUGAAAAUGGUGAAACAGAAACGGUCGAGGCCGAACCCGCCGCCGGCGGAGAGCUCGAGUCCGCCCUCGCCGCCGCCGAGGACGAGGCCGACGCCGCCGCCGCCACCGCCGCGCGGGCCGAGGCCCAGGGCGACCUCGCCGAGUUCGACGAGACGCUGCCGCUCGACGACGAGCCCCGCGCCGCCGCCCGCGCCGACCCCGACGACCUCGCCGCGCUCAUGAGCCAGCUCACGCCCAUCGAGAAGUACGCCAUGCGCCUGGUGGAGAGCAGCGAGGCGGCCACCGAGGCGGAGCGCGCGGCGCUGGGCGAGAUGCGGCGCCAGCUGCGCGAGUGGGAGCAGGCGCGGCGCGCGCUGCGCAGCCAGUCGCCCGCCGCGCGCGAGCCGGCGCUGACGUACGCGCGCAGCGACGCGCGCGCGCAGAUAUGGGUGAGCAGUUCGGGAACCGAGGAGCGAAUGCCGAUGUGGUGUCCGCCCACCCCGCCCUCCGGCGACGGCGACGUGUACUGCGACAGCUGGGCGCGGCCGCUCUACCGCGCCGGCCCCGCCCCCGACGCGCUGCUGCCGCCCGUGCACCGCCGCGAGCCGCGCCGCGAGCCCCGCCGCGCCCGCGCCCCGCCCCGCGCCCCCCUCGCGCCGCCCUCGCUGUUCGAGCGCGCCGGCCCCCGCCCCCGCCCCCGCGCGCGCGCGCCCCCGCCCGCGCACCCGCACCCGCACCCGCACGCGCCGCAGCCCGACUGGGCGCCCAGCGAGGACGCGGCGCUGCGCCGCGCGCUCCGCCUGCAGCGCCUGCCCGCCGAGCCGCCCGCCGCGCUCGCGCCCAACUGGGAGUGGGUGGCCGAGCUCGUGGGCGCCUGCGCCCGCGCCUACCGCUCGCCUCGCGCCUGCCGCGACCGCCACGACGCGCUGGCCGACCCCGAGCGCGCCCGCCGCCGCCACCGCCGCCCGCCCGCCGCCCGCCGCCGCCUCGACGACGACGCGCCGCGCCCGCCGCUCGCGCGCCUCGACGCCAUGCGCGACGCCGCCGAGCGUCGCCGCGCCGCGCCCAAGCGCCGCCACGACGACCCGCCGCCGCACAACCCCAAGCACGCGGCGCUGCUGCACGAGCACGGCGUCGACUACGACGCGCCGCCCUCGCCCAUGGACGUGGCCACGCGCCGCGCCGAGCGCAUCGCCAAGGAGAAGCUGAAGGCGGGCGCCGCGGCCGCGCCCGGGCCCAGCGCGGCGCCCCCGCCCGCCGCGCCGCCCGCCGCCCCGCAGCGCAUCGUGGUGGCGGCGGCCGGCAAGGCGGACGCCGCGCGGCGCGUGCGGCCGCAGGAGCCGGCCGCGCUGCUGUACCGCCAGCAGUUCCCGCGCCAGCUCAAGAUCCUGCAGGGCGAGGCGGGCGUGCGCAAGCUGCAGCUGCAGCAGGUGGGCGUGCGGCGCGGUCUCGUGCGCCCGCACGCGCACUCGCACGUCGUGGUGGCGCACCUGGCGCCGCCCGCCCCCGGCGCCGCCCCCGGCCCCGCCCCCGGCGCCGCCCCCGCGCCCGCGCCGCCGCCCGAGCGCCCGCGUGCUCCCGACCCGCGCCAGUGAACAAUAAACUGCUACCACCGA
Molecule: messenger RNA, 5801 nt
Organism: Helicoverpa zea (corn earworm)
Lineage: Eukaryota; Metazoa; Arthropoda; Insecta; Lepidoptera; Noctuidae
Gene: dom
Product: helicase domino
Exons: 12
Coding region: 519-5780 (1753 amino acids)
Cellular component (GO): Swr1 complex
Molecular function (GO): ATP hydrolysis activity; histone binding; ATP-dependent chromatin remodeler activity
Source: RefSeq, a predicted model, not a curated record